Messenger RNA from Pundamilia nyererei, 1530 nucleotides. Its product is annotated as surfeit locus protein 4-like. The record is from RefSeq and is a predicted model, not a curated record. Lineage: Eukaryota; Metazoa; Chordata; Actinopteri; Cichliformes; Cichlidae. Gene Ontology annotation, biological process: Golgi organization. Gene Ontology annotation, cellular component: membrane; endoplasmic reticulum; endoplasmic reticulum-Golgi intermediate compartment. The transcript has 6 exons. Bases 153 to 965 code for a protein of 270 amino acids.
CGGCCGCAGGGGGCGCCCUACCUGCUCAGGGCGGAGGAUUGUGGGUCGGAGGAGGCAGCAGCGGGGCAUCUUCAUCAUCACUGCGGACCGGACCGGGACGUGAGCUGGCAGCUGCUUUUCCGCACUGAAGUGCCUUACCGUCGGAGCCAGAGAUGGGACACGGAGACCUCAUGAGCCAGGCGGAGGAUGUGGCGGACCAGUUCCUGCGGGUGACCAAACACUACCUCCCCCACGUGGCCCGCCUCUGCCUGGUCAGCACCUUCCUCGAGGACGGCAUCAGGAUGUGGCUCCAGUGGAGCGAGCAGAGCGAGUAUAUCGACUCCACCUGGAGCUGUGGCCUCUUCAUCGCCAACCUCUUCGUCCUCAUCAACCUGCUGGGACAGCUGGGCUGCUGCGUGUUGAUCCUCAGCAGGAACUUUGUUCAGCACGCCUGCGGCGCUCUGUUUGGGAUCAUCGCUCUGCAGAUGGUGGCUUACAGCAUCCUGUGGGACCUCAAGUUCCUCAUGAGGAACCUGGCGCUGGGCGGGGGCCUCCUCCUCCUCCUGGCAGAGUGCAGGGGGGAGGCGCGUAGCGUGUUCGCCGGAGUUCCUUCCCUCGGACAUCAGAGCUCGCCGAAGCACCUCCUGCAGCUGGGAGGUCGCGUCCUCCUCGUCCUCAUGUUCAUGACGCUGCUGCACUUUGACCUCAGCCUGCUCAGCUUCCUGCAGAACGUGGUGGGGACGGCGCUCAUGGUCCUGGUGGCGGUGGGCUUUAAGACGAAGCUGGCGGCGCUCACGCUGGUGGCGUGGCUGCUCUGCAUCAACUUCACCAUCAACGCCUUCUGGAGCGUGCCGUCCUACACGCCCAUGCACGACUUCCUGAAGUACGACUUCUUCCAGACCACCUCGGUGAUCGGCGGCCUGCUGCUGGUGGUGGCGCUCGGGCCCGGGGGCGUCUCCAUGGACGAGAAGAAGAAGGAGUGGUGAGGAGGAGGAGCCGCGCCUCUGCCUCUUCUAUUUUUAUUUUUUUGCUCUCUGAGCGACCAAUCAGAGCUCGUCUUUGUGUCACGUGAGGUUUGUUGCACACUGGCUGUGAUGUUUGACACUUAGAGUGAUUUUAGAGGAGGCGAGGGAGUGCCUCCACCUCCAUCCUGCUGCACCACCCAGUGACCGCCACCCGCCUCCCUGAGGCAUCAGCUGCUGCGUUAUCCAAUCAGUGCUUUUGUAGGCGGUCUUUGCUGUUUUCAGCCUGUUCGAUGUGACGAUUCAGACACAACGACGUCACUCGUUAAUGUUUUUGUAACGAGCUGGACAAACGACAAAAAUGGAGGCAGAGUCAUUUUGAGCAGCUCUGAGGCGACAAACACACCUGAGCAGGUGAGCGAUCACAGCUUUAGUACGGAGCAGGGAGGCUGUAGUGACCCGUGGCGUCCUGCAGGAGGCGCUGCUUCCUCACAGUGUAUUUCGUCUCUGUACGACGUUCAGUGUUUGAGUCUGAGUCUUUUUCUAUCGUGUUUUUGUAGGAGGAUUUUAAUAAAGCGUGCAGCAUUAA